Carassius auratus (goldfish) is the source of this 1975-nucleotide messenger RNA. Its product is annotated as tripartite motif-containing protein 16-like. The coding region runs from base 197 to 1828 and encodes 543 amino acids. Gene Ontology annotation, molecular function: protein binding; zinc ion binding. The record is from RefSeq and is a predicted model, not a curated record. Lineage: Eukaryota; Metazoa; Chordata; Actinopteri; Cypriniformes; Cyprinidae. The transcript has 6 exons.
AUACACAAUUGUUAUAUUUAAUCACCAUUGGUGGUGUGGUGUAUUGUAGAACAACAGUUAUUUGAUGGGGGAGUUAGGGUAUUUUUGAGACAUAUUUUGAUGUGACAGGAAACAGGAAAUACAUAUCUUCAGAGAACAAGGAAGUGUAAGUGUAGUUGAGCUGUUCUGUGUUGUGUCUCUGUAUUCAUGAAGUAAAAUGGCGGAAGCCAGCUUUUCUCAGGAUGAUCUCUUGUGUCCAGUGUGUCUGGAUCUCCUGAAGGAUCCAGUGACCAUCCAGUGUGGACACAGUUACUGUGAGAACUGUAUUACAGACCGCUGGGAUCAGGAGGAUCAGAUGAGAGUCUACAGCUGUCCUCAGUGCAGAGAGACCUUCAGUCCAAGACCUGCUUUAGCUGGAAACACUGUGCUGGCUGAACUGGUGAAGAAACUGAAGAAGAGGAAACGUCCUGCUGACUGUGAUGCUGGAGCUGGAGAUGUGCAGUGUGAUGUCUGUGCUGGAAGAAAAUACAAAGCCGUCAAGUCCUGUCUGAUGUGUCAGGAAUCUUACUGUCAAACUCAUUUUGACCUUCAUGAGGAAUUUCAUGUACAUAAGCCACACAAAGUGAUUGAAGCCACUGGACGACUGCAGGAGAUGAUCUGCCAGAAACAUGAGAAACAUCUGGAAAUGUACUGUAUUACUGACCAACAAUGCAUUUGUAAGCUGUGUACAAAAUAUGAGCAUAAAAACCACAAAACUGUAUCAGCCGCAGCACAGAGGACAGAGAAACAGAACCAGCUGAAGAAGAUGCAGAAGACAUCCCAGCAGAGAGAGAAAGAUCUCCAGCAGCUGAGAGAGACUGUGGAGUCUCAUAAGCGCUCUGCACAGACAGCAGUGGAGGACAGUGAGAGGAUCUUUACUGAGCUCAUCCGAUCCACUGAGAGACGCUGCUCUGAGCUGGUACAGCUCUUGAUUCCUGAUAUCAGAGAUCAGGAAAAGACUGCAGUGAGUCGAGCUGAAGGACGACUGAAGCAAAUGGAGCAGGAGAUCAAUGAUCUGAGGAGGAGAGACGCUGAGCUGGAGCAGCUUUCACACACACAUCACAUCCAGUUCCUGCAGAGUUUCCCGUCUCUCUCAGCACCUCCUGAUUCUACAGACAUAAAUGACAAUCCCUUCAGUUCUCUCGUCUCUUCUGCUGGUCUGAGAGAAUCUGUUCAUCAGCUGAGAGACAAACUGGAGGAUUUCUGCAAAGAGGAGCUUAAGAAGAUCUCAGACAGAGUCACAUUCAACAACAUUGUUCCCACAACCAGGAACGACUUCCUACAAUAUUCCCGUCAGUUCACUCUGGAUCCAAGCACAGCAUAUAACCGCUUCCAUCUGUCUGAGAACAACAGAGUGAUUACUGUCACUAACACAGUCCAGUCGUAUCCUGAUCAUCCAGACAGAUUUGAUAAGUUUCGUCAGGUGUUGUGUAGAGAGAGUGUGUGUGGACGCUGUUACUGGGAGCUGGAGUGGAGUGGAUGUGAUUAUGGACUGCGUAUAGCAGUGUCAUAUAAGAGCAUCGGCAGGAAGGGACGGGGUUAUGAGUGUAAGUUUGGAUAUAAUGAUCAGUCCUGGAGUUUGGACUGCACUCCCCCGAGUUACUCAUUCACACACAAUAAGAUGGUGACUGAUCUCCCUGUAAAGUCCAUCAGCAGUAGAAUAGGAGUGUUUGUGGAUCACAGAGCAGGAACUCUGUCCUUCUACAGCGUCUCUGACACCAUGAGCCUCAUCCACACAGUCCAGACCACAUUCACUCAGCCGCUCUAUCCUGGGUUUUGGGUUUCUGGAUCAUCAGUGAAACUGUGUUAGACUCAGAAUAGACUGAUGAGAGAUUCUACCCAUAAUGCUUUGAGCUGCAAGAUAAAUCAGUAACAGUACAUGUUCAUGUCCCCAUUUUUCAAAACGCUUAUAAAUCAUACAGAAUGAGUUUUUUUUGAGAAAGUAAAAAUGCACAAA